CGUUUGUUACUACGAGAAUAAAGUUGUUAUUUAACGAGAAUAAAGUCGUACUUUUAUAUUAAACUCGUAAUAUUUUGAAAAUUCUACAGAGUUUCCGGUUUCACAGCGAAGGCAACAAGGGAAGCAGCAACUUUCCCUCAAAAACUCAGUAUCAUCCCCACAGUUUAUUCAGAAACAACAGACCCUCUCUGUUUAGUUCUCUGGUGUAUCCGCUGAUGACCACUUCAUCAGGUUCUCCUCCAUGAAAGAGACAAUUUGCUACAGUUCAGUUCUUACAACAAACCCACAUGUGUGUAAACUCUGUUCAAAGUCCUUCGACUGAUGUGUUCAUGGAGGACAGACUCAGUAUUUGGCCUUUGUCUAACCCCAAAUGAAAGAAGAACUACAGAAAAUGUUCAGUUCUACAUCGAUGACUCUCCAGGUGAUUGGAGGAAACAUAACCGUGGUGCAAGGAUCCACGGCCUUUUUUCCCUGCAUCCUCAAGGAUACAACAGAGAAGCUCAAUCAGAUUUCUUGGCAAAAGAAGACCAAAAAAAACCCAGAGAAAAUCAAUUUCUUCACCAUCCUACCAGAGGGACCAGAGUUUUUCAAUGUGCAUGGUGAGAGGUUUACUUCUGCUGCGAAUUUUAAUGAAAAGAAUGGAUCAUUUCGUCUUUCCAAUGUCACUCUUAUGGAUCAAGGAACCUACACGUGUAUUUUCACGUUAUUUCCCAGCGGAAAUCACCAGACAGAGAUACCUCUCAACGUGCUCGUGCCACCAGUCAUAAGCGUGAAAAGUGAUAUACCUACUUUGGGUGACAAAGAAGUUUCUCUUGCUACAUGUACGGCAUCUGGUUCACUGCCUCCUGCACAAGUGAACUGGGUUUUUGGGAAUCUGAAUCUGAAGAUCACAACCAACUCCAGUGUGAACGACGAUGGUACGACGACCACGAUCAGCACGUUGUGGGGAGUACCUACGAUAGAGCUCGACCAUCGUUCUGUCCAGUGUGUUGUCACCAGUGAAGCCCUUUCAACACAGAAGAGCCAACCCUUCACCAUUCAAAUACACUUUCCUCCAACUGAGGUGAAUGUUCAGGAAAAAUCGAGUGGUGUAUUUGAGUGUAUAUCGAAUGGCAAUCCAGAGGUACAGUACACCUGGAACAGAUCGGAUCAUUUAUGGCCUCAUCCUGCUGUCAAAACAGAUGGUUCACUGCUGCAUAUUCUACGCAUGACUUCUGAGUUAAACGGCGUCUUCACAUGCGAAGCAUCUAAUUCAUAUGGAAAAAAGCAAGCACAGCUUUACAUGCAAGUGACUUCAGAGCAGAGGAAGGUACAAGGAGCCUGCCAUGCCUGUUGGACCUUGUUUUCUUUGUCCUUUAUUUUGCUUGGCCUGCUUCUGGGUGGUGCAGCAUUUUUGUAUUACAAAUUUGGCUCAUUUCUGAGGACGGAAGACAGUAGAUGUGCGGUAAGGAAACGGGUCAGCAGUUCAGAAGCAGAGGGAACACCAGCAGAAGCAGAACUAUAGACGGAUAGGCCUGAGAUAGAAGUAUCCCAGUGUGUUUGACAUUCCUGGAAAGAAAAAGACAGACAGGAGCUUACGGACCACCUUGCAACAUGCCGUUUCAGAAAGAUGCAGCAUUUGCAGGUGGCGUAUAUCAGUUGUUGUUACUCUCCACUGCUGCCUCCUUUCUGCUUUUGACACCUUAUUUUCAUUUUUGAGUGUGGGAUUUGAAGACCAAAAACCACCACUGUGGGACAAGUUUCUCGAAGCAGAAAUGUGUUUGUUUAUUUCAAGGUCUUAUUCGUGCACAGAUAAGAGCUCACACAGGGACCAAGGACAGUCCAGGUGUGAGCAGGGAUCUCUUCCAAUCCUCCAGAAGUAGGAUGCUUUUAUCCCAAAGUUUGCCAUAGCCCCUUUUCCACCAGAUUUCCAGGAACUUUUAUUACCAGGAAUUUAUUUACCUGGGUAAAAGAAUUCCUUGUAAUCUGUGUGGUUUGUGUUUCCACCGCAUUUGAAAGUGUCUGAAAAUGUAUUCAAAUCAGACCCUGUCCUUUCUAGUCAUUGUCUCGAAGUCCCACUGAAUUUCUUUUGAGAGUAUUCGGCAAAUAUGCUUGACAAGGUCCAGGCUAUUUUAUGUAUAAUUGCCAAAUACUCAGAGGCAUUGCAAUGCACUUGUAGGUGCGAGACAAACUUUUUCAGGGAAAGUUUGGGGUUGAGGGAAAAUUAUUUUGCCUGGGUAAUUUUUGUAUAAAUGCGCCAAGGUUUUCAAAGUUCCAGGUAAAGUGAAAGUUCCUGGUAAAGUUCCUGUGGUGGAAAAGGGGCUUACUGCAUGCAUUAAACACAUGGUACAGUGAUAGGGUUAUUACAUAACACUAAUCGAUAAAGGAACAUAACUGGGACACACGUUCAUUUUUCUGUCUUUACCUCAUGUCUUUUGAAAAGAGCAAUUAAAUAAUUCAUUGAGGGGGUGUCCUCAAAGUGUUGCAGUGAAACUGUGGUCAAAAUCCACUGUGAGCCAGAAGUGUAACUGUGGAGGAAGUGAGGUUUCCUGACCUCCAACCUAGGGGUUUUUUGCGGCUAUCCAAGGCCUCCUAUCACCAACUGUUUUAACGGUAUGCAAACUCCUUCGUUUAUUAUAUCAACAGUCGGUUUUCACAGAUAAGGACAAAUACUGUGUUGCAAACAAGAAUCCUGGAUCCUUGACAACACAGUUGCGGCACAUCUGCUGUGGUUUUAUGCCUGAUUAUCACAGUCAUAAAAGAAUUCACCCUGUGAUGAACCGGCAGCAUGUCCAGGGUGUACCCCGCCUUCGCUCAUAAGUAACUAGGAUAGGCUCCAGUGACCCCUGUGAGGGGGUCACUAAUGAGGAUAAAGCAGGUUCAGAUAAUGAAUGAAUAAAUAAAAGAAUGAAACUGAACAGGACACAGAUUUUACUAUGCAAGUGUAAGGAUAAUGUCCAACUUGAAAAAGACCUUUUUAAAUGCUUCGUAGCUGAUGCGGCUAUAACACUGUAAAUGUGAAUUUGUACUUCAUGCCCCAUUUGUUAUUUCCAAUUCAAUAUUGCGUUUGUAUGUUUUACAUUUUUUACACGUCUCAUGUUUCUGUCAUAUUUUCAGCUUUGACCAGGGGUGUCAAACAUAAGGCUGGUGGACCAAAACUGGCCCUCCAAAGGGUUUAAUGGGGCCCAUUAGACGAAUAUGCAAAGUACAAAAAUUGCACAGAUGACAUUAACAGUCAAGAGUAUCACUGAGUCUUGACAGAUUGUAAUGAUUCUGAAGUUAAAUCCUAUAUUUUUCAGAUCCAGAUGCCUGUUAUUAAAUGUUUUGUGCCUUUGUAGAUCCACUGUGAUCUAUAUGUUGUAAUUCACAUGUGUAAAUAAGCUGAGGUGUAAUAUUGUUAAAAUUGUUAUUUUAGGUU
This is a messenger RNA of Sphaeramia orbicularis (orbiculate cardinalfish), 3397 nucleotides long. Its product is annotated as poliovirus receptor homolog. The transcript is spliced from 9 exons. Lineage: Eukaryota; Metazoa; Chordata; Actinopteri; Kurtiformes; Apogonidae. The coding region runs from base 371 to 1504 and encodes 377 amino acids. Gene Ontology annotation, biological process: heterophilic cell-cell adhesion; homophilic cell-cell adhesion. The record is from RefSeq and is a predicted model, not a curated record. Gene Ontology annotation, cellular component: adherens junction.